Vicia villosa (hairy vetch) is the source of this 423-nucleotide messenger RNA. RefSeq lists its product as uncharacterized. The coding region runs from base 1 to 423 and encodes 140 amino acids. The record is from RefSeq and is a predicted model, not a curated record. Lineage: Eukaryota; Viridiplantae; Streptophyta; Magnoliopsida; Fabales; Fabaceae. The transcript has a single exon.
AUGAGUCUUGUAGGAGAAUUCACUUACUUUUUUGGUCUUCAAGUAAAGCAAAUGGAAGACAACAUCUUUGUAUCUCAAAGUAAGUAUGCUAAGAGUAUAGUAAACAAGUUUGGGCUUGAAAUUUCAAGUCACAAGAGAACUUUUGCUGCAACACAUAUAAAAAUCAAGAAAGAUGAAAAGGGUGUUGAAGUAGAUCAAAGUUUAUACAGAAGCAUGAUUGGAAGUCCGAUAUACCUUACAGCAAGAAGACUUGGCAACACUUUCUCUGUAGGUGUUUGUAGAAUAUAUCAAUCUAAACCCAAGGCUAGUCAUCUCACUCAAGUGAAAAGAAUUUCAAAAUAUGUAAAUGGGACUAGUGACUAUGGUAUUCUCUAUUCAUAUAGUACCAAUUCAACACGAGUAGAGUAUUAUGAUGCUGAUUAG